GUAUUGUAUUAUAUACAUGAAAUUAUACAAUUUUAACAUUUUGAAAUUACAUUAUUGUUUUGUUGCUGAGUGUAUAGUUUAUUAAUUAAUUACAUAAGAAAAUGUAACUUUUGCCUUCACUUUUAAUAUAAAACAAAAUUAUAGGAAUAUAAAUAGAAAGAUAAAUGAGAUCUAAAUCUAAAACCAACAAUCAUGCCAAUUUCAAAGUUUUGAUGAAAUUGUACAAUCUUUUUUUCUUCUUAUGUUAUUGUUGAUUUUAGAUGUGUCAUAAACCAGCUGGUUUCAAUAACUUGAGUGGCAAUCACAGAUCCAGUCCACCAAUCCAACUCAACCACUUAAAUAUCCAAAUAAUUCAAUCCAUUUGGAUUGGUUGAUUCAUGGAUCGUUGGCAAAUUAUAAUUUAGUACCUAUACUUUACAUAUUUUAUAUUUUGUUACCUAAAAUUUAUUUUUAGAUAAAAAAUGUAAUUGAAAAUUUACAUUUUGAUGCCUAAAAUUUUUCAUUAUGACAAUUUAGUACCCAAAUUUUUCAAAAUUUAUAUAAUGGUCCAUUGCUUGGAUGUCAAUGGAUCCAUGGAUCAGCCAAUCCAUAUUAUCCAUAGAUUUACCAAUCCAUGAAUCCAAUUCAUUUGCCACCUCUAAUUAUGGAUCUUAUACUACUCCCUUGCACGAAUCAUCAAACGAAAGCUACCUCAACAAAUUUGAACAUGUCCAAUAUACCUUGUGUUUAAAUCAACCGGUAAUUAGAGGUGACAAAUGGAUCGGUGGAUCCAUGGAUCAAAUGGAUUGGUGAAUUCAUAGAUUGGAUUGAUGGAUUAUCCAUGACUCCAGAUGACAUCCUCAACCUAGGACCAAUAUGUAAAAUGUGAAAAUUUUAGGUACAAAAAUGUCAUUGAAAAAUUUUAGGUGCCAAAAAGUAAUUUUCUUGAUGUUAUUUUUCAUAAGAAAAAGUAAAUUCUAGGUAAAAAAAUGUAAAAAAAAUUAUAAGUACUAAACUGUAAUUUGAAAACGAUCCAUGAAUCCACUAAUCCAAGUAGAUUUGGAUCAAAUGAAUUGAAUUUAAAUGAAUUGGAUUAAUUGGAUAUUUUUAAAAAAUUUGUGAAUUGGAUUGAGAAUUGUCACCUCUACCAGUAAUAUUAAAGUUUGUGGAGAUUCGAACAUACACUUACUAGUCCAAACCAACUCUGAACCAUAAACCAAUUAAUUUAGGAAACUUAAUUUAAUUUUCUAGGAUUUUAGUGGGUUAGUGCCAACUGCCAAGCCAUCGUCGCCUGCCAGGCCCAUGACAAUGAGAUUUUUUCGGGCCCAUUAGUAUGGGCUCGUUUCUCCUUUUAUAUCCUUCCACGGCCGAGAAGAAAGAAAAUUGAAAAAAGAAGUGAAAACUCUUCCAUUCCAUCUAAUCCACGUGAAUACAGAGACGACCGUUAGAAAUUCAAAUCUCGGCUCCUCUCCACGCCUAAACCGUCGGAAUCACUCCUCGCUCCUAACUCUCACGCACAAACCCAGUCCAAACUCCAAACCUCAACAAGACUCGAGCUUUUCAGAAAUCCCAACAAACCCAAAGAAGAAAAGCGUAAACAAAUUAGAAAACCCAAAUUCCACCAUGAAACCAGCGGAAUCGUCGUCGUCCGUGAGAUCGAACUCCACGACCACCAUGGUAGCCGCCGGGACGGAAGAGGCCAGACCGGCAGAUGGCAGCUGCUACUACCCAGGCUGCAAGAAGGACGCCAAUUGCGAGUGCGAGAUCUGCUUAGCAAGCAUCAACGCAACUCUCGAUCUCAUGCCUUACAGCACCCAGAAGAAAUCAUCCCGAGACAAGAUAUCCUCUUCUCGCCCCAAUUUGGGACGCAGGACUCCACUGUCCUUCGAUCCUUCUGUUGUCUCCACCCCAAGAUCCAGUUACCGGGCUGUAAUCACCUCUCCGGCCCUCAAAUCGACUGCAAGAGCUUCAAUUUCGAAUCGUCAGAAGAUAGAGGAAGACAAGGAGAAAGGUCAGAAGAAAGAUUGUGGUUCAUCUUCACUUUCACCUUCAGCAGCAGCAGGGGUUCUCUUGAAAUUGGGUUUCGUCUUGAUCUUGAUUUUGGCAUCGGAGACAGUGUUCUCUAUGUGGGUCCGUAGUGCUAUGAAGCCCGUCUUUACAGCGGAUUCAGUAAGGGCAGCUGGUGAGAGAUCUAGGGUUGUGAAAGGGGAUUUAAGUGGAAGAUUGAUGUAUGUGCAAAACCAAUUGCGGAAUUUCGCUCCUGGAGUUAGGGUUUCCAACUGCAGUUUCAGAGAUUCAGCGUGGAAAAUCAAUCAUGAAAAUGGUCUGCUCUUGAGCUCCCAAUGUAUGUUAUUCAAAUCAGGAACGGAGGAAGUAAAGAUUUGGGGAUGGCCUUUCCAAACUGCGGGAUUGAUCAAGACUGGAUUUUCUUCGCGCUCGUUCACCGUUCUAUCAGGCAGAGUCACGGAGUGGGCUGAUGGAAAGAUUGGGUAUGUGAUACGAAGAGGGAACACUUCGUGGGUUCAGAAGGAAUGGAGCGGUUCAGCAGUUCAAUUAGAUCCGAACACUUGGGUUUUGGAGUACGGCCGAAGCUGGAUUGCUGCUGAUGACAAACCCAGAGGAGUACUGUCUUCACUUGUUGCAGAGCUCGUCAAGAUCAGGGUCUCGAGCUUACUGAGAACAAUGAACAGAGUACUAUGUUCCGUCUCCAUUUUCGAGGAGACUUACUCCUCUGUGUUCAAUGGAAAUGGUCAAAUGAAGAAGAGCUUCCCUACCUGAGGGAGAAGUGAACCUAACCCUCUUGGGCUGGUACAGGUUUAAUGCGUUUGCUUAAGCUUCCUCCUGGGGAUCUUUUGUUGCUCUUGAAUCUUGCCUCUGUUGAUUCUGAGAAGAGAUUCACUUUCUUUUUGUUAACUAGGUUGGAUAGUUUCCAUCUUCAUUAGUGGCUUUUGGCUUUCAAAGCAUUAAACCUCCUCUUUGUGCUAUUAAGUAUGAAAUGAUGUUUCUAGAGUGUACAUUGAGUAUAGCCACAAGCCAGUCAAGAACUUGAAUGUUAGUAGUUCAGUCCACCGACUUGCUUAGUUGAUUACAUGUUUGAUUCCAUUGAUAAUCAAGGCUGUUACUGUUUACACUCUUCAGCAGGAAGUAAAUCAGGUUAAUAGCAGCACACAACCUACUUGAUUUUGCUUGACUGGACUUGCCUAUGAAAACUGAACAACCAUCUGAAGUACUCGACAUAUACAUAUUAGCAUCACUAAACUAGGUAUAGAGAUGGAUCUUCGGAGUUCGGUCUCUCGCAUUGGUAUUGGAAACGAAGCUUAUAGGAGCGUAAACUUUUGCAAGAUACACAAGAUAUUCCCUCGAAAGCAAUAUCAAAUAGGCAAGGAGGAAGGAAGGAGGCUUCACUGAUGACGCUAUUUACUUCCACAAUCAGUUGUGAGUUGUGACCUCCUUCCUUACAGCUACAGAGAUGGUAUGUAGUGGCGGAGCUAGGUCGAAAUCAAGAGAGGUUAUAGUCUAUCAACUUUGUAAUACAGAUAAAAUUACAUACAAAAUUCGUAACAAAUUUGAAAAAAUAGAGCAGUUAGUAAAGUCUUAGUCCCCUCCUCAACUACCAUGAUUGAAAUCAAUGCUGGAUUAGAUUUCUGAUUCUGCUACUGCUGAAGAUGAGAGAACGCCACUUCACAAAGGCUCUCUGAGAGGGAUUGUGAAUAGAGAUGGCAAUGGGUCGGGUUGGGGCGGGUUUUGUCAAACCAAACUCAAAUCUAUGGGUCUAUCCGCCAAAAAAACCCGGGGUAAAACCCGCUGGGUUUGAAAAACUCAAACCCAACCCAACUCGCUGGGUAUCCGCGGGUUCGUGGAUACCCGUGGGUUUUUGUGGUAAAAAAUUUACAAUAACAAGUUUCUUUCAAAAUAAAAGUUUAACAUUAAUUUUCUUAUACAAAUGAUUCAUACAAAAAACACCAAUCUAGAGCAUACAAGCAAACCGCAAAUGAUCAAUACAAAUUGUUCAAAAUU
This is a messenger RNA of Linum trigynum, 3996 nucleotides long. Lineage: Eukaryota; Viridiplantae; Streptophyta; Magnoliopsida; Malpighiales; Linaceae. The record is from the annotation of a GenBank genome assembly.